Messenger RNA from Anopheles funestus (African malaria mosquito), 2332 nucleotides. RefSeq names its product ankyrin repeat and LEM domain-containing protein 2 homolog. Gene Ontology annotation, cellular component: endoplasmic reticulum. The record is from RefSeq and is a predicted model, not a curated record. The transcript has 2 exons. Gene Ontology annotation, biological process: negative regulation of phosphorylation. Gene Ontology annotation, molecular function: protein phosphatase 2A binding. Bases 916 to 2310 code for a protein of 464 amino acids. NCBI's taxonomy places the organism in Eukaryota, Metazoa, Arthropoda, Insecta, Diptera, Culicidae.
UUCCAUCGUAUAUAUUUCUCUAUUGCUCUUUCUCAAUAUUUCUCUUUUUCCUUUUUUAAAAUAUAAACCUUUGAUGAGCUUCUGAGUGUGUGAUUCUUCGCUUUCCCAAGUCUAGUGGUAGCCAUACACAAAUGUUUCCUCCCAAUACCCCAACCACCCUCCUCCCCCUCCCACGGUUGCGACACACCAAAGAAGAAAGAAAAUUAUUCACGCAAGUGUGCUUCGUUGCAUGAAUGGGAAACCAGAAGCGAAUGCAUUCCCUUGAACUCGGAAAGCGUAGCUACGCCGCCGUACGAUCGCGUUGCCCACUUGCGUCCGCCGUAAAGCAGAAGAGAAGGCGUGUGCGGUGGUUUUAUGGUUCCCUGGUUUUGCAGACAUAUUGCAUUUGUCGUGCCGUUACGAUCAUCCCGUCCCGAUGUACUGGGAUUCGUUCCAGUUUGCAUAACGGAAAGCAUUGUGUAGAAAGGCUACCGUUCACACCAGCAGCGUUGAAGCAGCUGUCUUAUUUUUUUGGGAGUGGGGGGACUUUAGUGGUCUUAUUGUAUUGACGACUGUAGUGUCCUCUUAUAAUGAUUCACCGCAGCGGUACAUGCGGUCAGAACGUAUUGAUCGGUGUUGACUGCUGCACGGCGGUCCGAGCUUGAGCCGCGUUAAGCCAAGGAAAACUAACCAUCGAAAAACGAAUUCAUUCACCCAAGCACAAGCAGUGUGCGUUGUGCAGUCAGUACGAACGUAUCGUUGAUCGUUGUGUAACGAGUGCAGAGCAAAACGUAUUGUUGUCUUUGUUGAAAAAAAGUGACUUCAAGUGACAGUAAAAAAUGAUUAUUUUCGCUAUCAUCAGCUUCGAUGCUGCAACAAAAGGUGAGCGUUUUUGGUGAACCUCGCAAAUGUGCGUGAGUGUGUGUGUUAACAAAAAUGUGGGUAAUCGUUACAGGGCUGAAAGCUUGCAGUUACGAACGUGCAGAAGCGUUACAGUUGCUGCGGCAACACCCAGGUGCACGUAUGAUGAUAUUUCCCACCGCAAACGAUAUGUUACAGUUUGUGAUACAUCGACUACCGCGUGUGACGGAUCAGGUUGUCCCGCACACUCACCCAAUGCCGCAGGAAGGUGUGAUGUACGAUAUUACGUACGAUAGCAGCUUCAUACAAGCGAUCCUGGCUGGUGAUUUCCGGAAGGUAUGGUUGAUGAUCAUAAGCGUACCGACACUGCUCAUUAACGACAUGAGCCAUCCACGCGUGUACAACGCACGCGGGGAAACGGCGCUCCACAUUGCGGCCCGCGUUGGUUCGGUGGAAAUAUGCACCUGCAUACUGGAGGCGGUCAGUUCGACGAUGUUUGUCGCAUCGUACCAAGGGCACCAGACACCGAUGACGUACGCGAUGAGUGAGAAACUGUUGGACCUGUAUCUGAACUCACCGGAACGGCACAACUACGAUACGCCGCUCCAUUUGGCAGCCCAGUGCGGAUGGUCGUGUAUCGUCCGUCUGCUCGUCUCCUACCCGCAGUGUGAGAUAAAGCGCAACAAGUGGGGCCUACUGCCGCAGGACAUUGUGUGUGUGCGGGCAACCCGUGCCAACGGGACGCGCGCGAUCCGGGCCACCAUAACGGGGAUGAUCGAGGAUUCCUACUUUGUACCGCUGAUCAGGACGGAAUCGGAUCUGGAACCACCGCACAUUGGGGAACCGUUUACACGCCGAAAUCCGCCCGGCUUAAUGGAUCGUACUGGGGAUAAGCUGGCACCGAGGCAACGCAUUACCGCCUUCGCUGGACCGAUGACGCACGCACAGGCAGUACAGUUCCGGAAAAUGUGGCAAAAGCCACCGAGACUGAUCAUUAUUGCUACGAAGAAGCAAAACACACCGACCGGUUCAUGGUACACCGAUCACAACCAAUCGUACGUGUGUUCGAUCUCCUGCAAGAUAUUCGACAAAACCAACAUGACCGAGUCGGCGGGUUACGUAAUGCGCGAUUUUCGCAAAAGCAAUCUAACCACCGGCAUGGAAAGGCUUGGCCGCCAAAUUGCCCGUGGCGUCAACGUACAGUGGCGCGAGUAUUGGCCAUUUCUGCGCGUGUACUGCGAUCUGGCCGAACCGUUCGGGUUGCAGCUGUUCGAGAUGUACCUAGCGGAACGUGUGCGCACUACGGAGGGGGAGCUCAGUACCAACUCGAUCGCUAUCGGGGGCGACAUCAGAAGUGCGGAAAAUGUGUAUGCACUGUUUGCAAUUAAGCAUGUGGAAGUCGAUGGGUCUAUUUACCCAUACGUGAACCUCUGGAAACACAGCAUCCAGUAUCUUCUGAGUAUGGCCUAACCAACGAAGCGAGAUCCGGAUG